GGCCGCCGCCUCCGGGUGAGCGCGGCCGUCGCGAGCCGGCCGUUGCUGGGCAUGCUCCCUGAGUGCCCCGCACCAACAUGGCGGGCGUCUUCGCGGGGGUGACUUUAAUUCUCAGUUUUCGGUUAUAGCCGGCCGGUGCUCGUUUCUCUUCAGAACGCUCUGAGCGCGUGCUGGGGCCGGGGAAAGGCAGGCUGGGUGCGGGGGUGAAAGGUGAGAGGGGACUGCAGGCAUCCGGGCCGGCUCCUGGCGAGAGGAAGAUGGCUGAGGGCGAGCGGCAUGCGCCGCCAGAUUCUUCAGAGGAUACCCCUCCAGCCACUCAGAACUUCAUCAUUCCCAAAAAAGAGAUCCACACGGUUCCAGACAUGGGCAAAUGGAAGCGUUCUCAGGCGUAUGCUGACUACAUUGGAUUCAUCCUUACCCUCAACGAAGGUGUGAAGGGGAAGAAGCUGAGCUUCGAGUACAAAGUCUCCGAGGCCAUUGAGAAACUGGUCGCUCUUCUCAACACGCUGGAUAGGUGGAUUGACGAGACUCCUCCGGUGGACCAGCCCUCUCGAUUUGGGAACAAGGCCUACAGGACCUGGUAUGCCAAGCUUGACGAGGAAGCAGAAAACUUGGUGGCCACAGUGGUCCCCACCCAUCUGGCAGCUGCUGUGCCCGAGGUGGCUGUUUACCUAAAGGAGUCAGUAGGGAACUCCACGCGCAUCGACUACGGCACAGGACAUGAAGCAGCCUUUGCUGCUUUCCUCUGCUGUCUCUGCAAGAUAGGGGUGCUACGGGUGGAUGACCAAAUAGCCAUUGUCUUCAAGGUGUUCAAUCGGUACCUUGAGGUUAUGCGGAAGCUCCAGAAGACCUACAGGAUGGAGCCAGCUGGUAGCCAGGGCGUGUGGGGCCUGGAUGACUUCCAGUUUCUGCCCUUCAUCUGGGGCAGUUCGCAGCUGAUAGACCACCCGUAUCUGGAGCCCAGGCACUUUGUCGAUGAGAAGGCCGUGAACGAGAACCACAAGGACUACAUGUUCCUGGAGUGUAUCCUGUUUAUCACUGAGAUGAAGACAGGCCCCUUUGCAGAGCACUCCAACCAGCUGUGGAACAUCAGUGCCGUCCCUUCCUGGUCCAAAGUGAACCAGGGUCUCAUCCGCAUGUAUAAGGCCGAGUGCCUGGAGAAGUUCCCCGUGAUCCAGCACUUCAAGUUCGGGAGCCUGCUGCCCAUCCAACCUGUCACGUCGUGCUAGGAGGGGCCGAGCGGCCAGAGCUCCUCCGCCCCAGGGGCCCCCUCCCCACCCCUUCCCUCUGUUCUUUCUGUUUGACGAGAGGCUGUUUACUGGGGUGGGUGGUGAACGUGGGGUUGAGGGGGGCUCAGCGCAUAAGGCUGAAGGACCCAAGUUGGGAGAAGUGACCAAAGUGUGGCCAGUUUCCUGAAUUCUCCUGUGGUGGGUGGGCAGGGAGAGGGGUGCAGGGUCCCUGGGCCCCACUCUUGCCCUGGCCUCCCUCUCCUCCUUCCCGUUCAGUCCCAUUUGAGACCAGGCUGUGCGGGCCGCUGUGGGGAGGGGGAGAUACUGUGCUGUUGCCAUUGCUUUCCCUUCCCAGGUUGCCUUGCUAGGGGUUGGAGCAGCUGCUCCCCGUGGGGUGGGUCAGUUUCCCAAGCCAUGUUUGGGUGGGUGUCUGGGUGUCCUGAGGGCUGAAGGCGGAGGCUGGCAGCCAGCCUGGGGUGGGGUUGGGAGGGGAGAAGCGUUGGCUGUCCUGGCCCGUGACCCUCCCAGCUCCUCCUCACGGCUGCCGCCUGGGCCUGCGGGCACCUGUGGCCACCUAUGUCCAGUGCCUCAUCCUUGCUUUUCUGCACUUUGGCAUUUGGCUCAAGGGUAGCCUCUGGAGGGCCCCGGCAGGGCUUGCUCACCAGCAGAUUGUCCUGCCUUUCCAAAGCUUCCCUGACUGGGAGGGGGAGGCAGAAACUCCGGAGGGAGGCGGGGUGGGCUUGGGGCCACUUGGUGGCUGCGGAGAACCUAGGCUUCUCUCCUCAUUCCCACGUCGGGCUGCUCCUGCUCCCUCGUUGCUGCUGCUUCUGCAAGCCCUUGGCCCUGUGUCCCUGCCCCUCUAUCUGGGUCUUGGGUGAGUGGGCCACAGGAGGGCUCCGAAAACAGCAGCCCACUCCCUUGUCCUCCCACCUCCCCGGACUCGCCUGCUGGAGUUCCAGGGGGAGCUCUGAGGACAGGCAGGGGCUGGGCUGGACAGGCAGGGGCUGGGCUGGGCAGGCCCACCCAUGGGGUGAGAGGGUGCUGGCAGAAGCAGGCCAGUUCCAGAUUUUCUUUGGGGGGACUGCUCCCAGGCCUGACUCUCGCAGACUCUCCCCUGCCCAAGCCCAGGUCGACCCAUCUCCACUGUUCCAACCCUGUAUCCGGGUCCACACAGCCUCUGGGAAGGGGGAGCACCCAGGAAGCACAAUUCAGGGUCUUAGCCUUCAGGUCUGGGCCAGUGGCCUGGGCAGAGGCUGGGACAGGAGCCGCAAGAGUCAGAGAGAGAGUUUUGCUAGAGAGGCUUAGUGCCUGCCUCCCUCCCAGGGUCUAGACCACCGCCUUCCUGGCUCCUCCUUCCCGGUCCCCCCGGGGGCCCCCCCAGCCCUUGGCGCCUUCAUUGCUGUUCAGAUUAAAGCCUCUGUUUUGCACCUGUCA
Hippopotamus amphibius kiboko is the source of this 2663-nucleotide messenger RNA. RefSeq names its product protein phosphatase 2 phosphatase activator (gene PTPA). The record is from RefSeq and is a predicted model, not a curated record. The transcript has 10 exons. Gene Ontology annotation, cellular component: nucleus; cytoplasm; protein phosphatase type 2A complex. Gene Ontology annotation, molecular function: protein tyrosine phosphatase activator activity; peptidyl-prolyl cis-trans isomerase activity. Gene Ontology annotation, biological process: mitotic spindle organization. NCBI's taxonomy places the organism in Eukaryota, Metazoa, Chordata, Mammalia, Artiodactyla, Hippopotamidae. The coding region runs from base 258 to 1229 and encodes 323 amino acids.